AUGGUUACGAACAGAAUCAGAAUCGUCGAGGGAUCGUGUUGGCCCUGCAAGAAACGCCGCAUUAAGUGCGACCUGACCAAGCCCCGAUGCAAUCGCUGCUCCAAGAUUGGCGCCGAUUGCGACUUCAACGCUCGCCGCCUGAAAUGGAGCACGCGGCCCACGAUCAAAGCUCCGGCCAUGUACCAAAUCGCCCCCAGAGACGCGCAGCUCGCGUCCUGUCUGGCUUCAGACGAACGACGCGCCCUGGACUACUUCCACCACCGCCUGUGGCCCCUCCUGACGACGGCCCCUGAACCAUGCGCCGCGCCAAUCUUGCAAGCCCUCGAGCAUCGAGUCGUGCUCCUUGCGGCGUGCGUCAUUGCGGAUGCCCACCGGGUCCUCCAGGACGGGAGGAACAGCCGCAGUCUCCUCUGCAUGAAGCGACUCGAGUGCCUUGCAGUUGUACGGGGCGAGGUCGACGGCGCUCACAUGGUUGAUAAGAGCUCGCUCAUGACCCUGUUGCUCGCUGUGCUCUUACUCUAUUUCCACGACGGAUACCUCGAGUGCGCUCAGGCAUCUGCGGCAACGUCCAGUCACCACGGGGGCGUCAAGGCCAUAAUCGAGAGCCUCGGGGGCAUACUUCCAGUUCUGGAGACGAGUCAUGAGCCGAUCCACAUGCUCCUCUCAGAGUUCGCGUCAACGGAUCUCACAACAAUCAUGCUCAAGGGCGGGAAACCGUCGUUUCCUCACGAGAUUUGGGACACCAUAGAAAAGAGAUCCGUGUGGUGGGGAAGAGACAUCCAGGGGCGCUCAUCACUAGCCUCAGUCUUUCAGCAAAUAUCUCGGCUAGCAGAAUACCGAGAUGCUCUCAACAACGGCACCGAGCAGCUCUCAAUGGAAACUAUCCGAAAGUUCGAGACGGCUUUGUCUCCGAUGUAUGCCAGGAUUACAGACACAUAUUCAGAUAAUACUGGAGAUGCGGAUCCAGACUCGGAGGCUAACAACGAUUUCACUCUUAUUCGUGCCUUUCAGCAUACAGCUCUCAUUUACAUGUAUCGAGCCAUUUGUGGUCUGCCAGUCUCCCACUCCCUUGUACAACAGCACGUAUUACCUUGUUUGGAAUGUAUCAUUGAUAUGAAACAGCCGUCAAAGGUGCUCAACUGUGUCAUUUUCCCUUUGCUCGUUGGUGGCGCGCAUGUCCAGUCUCCACGACAUCGGAAGGCGGUGUCGGGCAUAUUGCAUGUCAUUAGGGAUGAGAUGCGGUUCGCUACGUUACAUUCUGUUACCGAGGUGUUGUGCGACGUCUGGAAGGCGACUCGAGAGGACGUAUCUUGGUCAGAAAUGUUUUCCCAAUUAGCCUCCGAUGCUGUUGUGCUAUAA
Colletotrichum orchidophilum is the source of this 1359-nucleotide messenger RNA. RefSeq lists its product as uncharacterized. The record is from RefSeq and is a predicted model, not a curated record. The transcript has a single exon. Gene Ontology annotation, biological process: positive regulation of transcription by RNA polymerase II. Gene Ontology annotation, cellular component: nucleus. Lineage: Eukaryota; Fungi; Ascomycota; Sordariomycetes; Glomerellales; Glomerellaceae. Bases 1 to 1359 code for a protein of 452 amino acids. Gene Ontology annotation, molecular function: transcription cis-regulatory region binding; DNA-binding transcription factor activity, RNA polymerase II-specific; zinc ion binding.